This is a messenger RNA of Mesoplodon densirostris (Blainville's beaked whale), 996 nucleotides long. RefSeq names its product neuronal differentiation 4 (gene NEUROD4). Gene Ontology annotation, molecular function: protein dimerization activity. Gene Ontology annotation, biological process: regulation of DNA-templated transcription; nervous system development. The transcript has a single exon. Lineage: Eukaryota; Metazoa; Chordata; Mammalia; Artiodactyla; Ziphiidae. The coding region runs from base 1 to 996 and encodes 331 amino acids. The record is from RefSeq and is a predicted model, not a curated record.
AUGGCAAAAUCUUACGUGAAACCCAAGGAGAUGACAGAGUUGGUCAAUACACCAUCUUGGAUGGACAAAGGUCCAGCUUCUCAGAAUGAGAUAAAGGAGGAGGAGAGAAGACCAGCUGCUUAUGGGAUGCUUGGCAGCUUAGCUGAAGAGCAUGACAGUAUUGAGGAGGAAGAAGAGGAGGAAGAAGAUGGAGAGAAGCCUAAGAGAAGAGGUCCCAAGAAAAAGAAGAUGACGAAAGCUCGCCUUGAGAGAUUCAGGGCUCGAAGAGUCAAGGCUAAUGCUAGGGAACGGACCCGGAUGCACGGCCUGAACGAUGCCCUGGACAACCUGAGGAGGGUCAUGCCGUGCUACUCUAAGACCCAAAAGCUCUCCAAGAUAGAGACUCUUAGACUGGCCAGGAACUAUAUUUGGGCGUUGUCUGAGGUCCUAGAAACCGGACAGACACCUGAAGGGAAGGGCUUUGUGGAGAUGCUCUGUAAAGGGCUCUCUCAGCCCACAAGCAACCUGGUGGCUGGAUGCCUCCAGUUGGGCUCUCAGUCUGUCCUCCUAGAGAAGUGUGAGGAGAAAUCUCCUAUUUGUGACUCUGCCAUCUCUGUCCACAACUUCAACUAUCAGUCUCCUGGGCUCCCCAGCCCUCCUUAUGGCCAUAUGGAAACACAUCUUAUUAAUCUCAAACCCCCAGUAUUCAAGAGUUUGGGAGAAUCAUCCUUUGGGAGCCACCCACCUGACUGCAGUACACCACCUUAUGAGGGCCCACUUACUCCACCCCUGAGCAUCAGUGGGAACUUCUCCUUGAAGCAAGAUGCCUCCCCUGACCUGGAUAAAUCCUACAGUUUCAUGCCCAAUUACCCCUCUGCUAGUCUAAGCUCAGGGCAUGUACAUUCAACUCCCUUUCAGGCUGGUACCCCCCGCUAUGAUGUUCCCAUAGAUAUGUCCUAUGAUUCCUACCCCCAUCAUGGCAUUGGGGCCCAACUCAAUACAAUCUUCACUGAUUAG